CAGAGAAGCUCAGAUCAACCCAGAAACCUCCAGCUACAACACUGAAACCGACCUCCUCACCCUCCACCAUGAAGGUCUCUUCAGUGUUUCUGUGCCUGCUCCUCACAGCUGCUACCAUCAGCACCCAUGUGCUUGCUCAACCAGAUUCAGUGUUCACUCCUGAUGACUGCUGCUUUCGUAUGUACCCAAAACGUUUCUCCAUCCAGAGGCUGAAGAGCUACACAAGAGUUACCAGCAUCAACUGUCCCCAGGAAGCUGUGAUCUUCAAGACCAAACUGGAUAAAAAAGUCUGUGCUGACCCCAAGGAGAAGUGGGUCAAGGAUUGCAUCAAGCGCCUGGACCAAAAGUCCCGAACUUUGAAACCUUGAAUUUUCACACCUGGACAGAAGGAGUCGGAGCUUGAGAAAAUCUUAUUUAUUUUCCCCUAGUGGGACAGUAUCUUCUCAUAAUGUCCAAAAGGUGCAACUUAUUUAAUAAUUUAAAACACAUUUCUUAAAUAAUGUUUAAUUAUCCUUAAGUUAUUGGUGUUUUACGUUAUCUGCCAAAUAAUAUGAAUAUAAA
Molecule: messenger RNA, 561 nt
Organism: Heterocephalus glaber (naked mole-rat)
Lineage: Eukaryota; Metazoa; Chordata; Mammalia; Rodentia; Bathyergidae
Product: C-C motif chemokine 8
Biological process (GO): chemokine-mediated signaling pathway; eosinophil chemotaxis; positive regulation of cell migration
Cellular component (GO): extracellular region
Molecular function (GO): chemokine activity; CCR chemokine receptor binding
Source: RefSeq, a predicted model, not a curated record